This is a messenger RNA of Rubroshorea leprosula, 1510 nucleotides long. The record is from the annotation of a GenBank genome assembly. NCBI's taxonomy places the organism in Eukaryota, Viridiplantae, Streptophyta, Magnoliopsida, Malvales, Dipterocarpaceae.
UUCCGACGUACGCCGGAUUCCGUUAAAUUACGUGCCGUGUUUCUGCUCAAAUUCCGCCAUGGGGCUGCUUGACCACUUGUGGGAUGACACCGUUGCCGGGCCACCACCCGACAGCGGCCUUGGCAAGCUGCGAAAGCACUCCACUUUCAGUUUCCGAUCAAGCUCCGGCAAGGGUAUGCGACUGCCGCUCGCUCUCUCACGCCGGUAGCUCAUUUCUCGCUAAUAAUAGAACCUCACGUCACGUGAAUUCGCGAACCGAUCGCUCUAAAAUCAGAAUUAUUCCCCAAAGAAAUUAUUAGAGAAAUAGAAAGAUCGCCGUCGUUGAUCAGAUCGACUGGUCAAAUAGCUUCUCCUAUUGAUUUUCGUCGAUUUGAGAUCUUAAACUGAUCCUACAUUUUACAAAAUGUUUCGAAAUGAUUUAGUCUAAUCGAAUCUUCGAGAUUCAAAGUCUUUUAUCUUAAACAAUUUUUUUUUUCUUUCUUACAUAUAAAUUGAUUUUGGUUGUGAAUUGUGAUGAUCAGAAUCUGACAGUGGCAGUGUGAGAUCUAUCGCCGAUGAAUCGUCGGUGGAGACGACGAGAGUGACGCGGAGUAUCAUGAUAGUGAGGCCGCCGGGGUACCAGAACGCUUCGCCACCGGUUUCGCCUGCCGGCUCGACUACUCCUCCGGUAUCUCCCUUUUCCGGAGCUAAAGAGUCCUAUCGGUUUCGAAGAAGAUCGACAUCAGAUGCGUUUGAGAAGGGAAGCGAGGCUGGACCAAAAAAACCUACUUCUCCUUACGACGUGUGAGAUAUGAGCAAGUUUGUUUCUUUCUUGCUAUCGGCUGAUGAAAAAUGUUACCCUGUUGAAUUUUCUCCGUGUAUUUUAGCUUAUAAGCCCUGUAUUCCACUGUGUGUGUUGCGUGUGUGUGGUUGCUUAUAUAUGUCUAGUUGUGUGGAUGUUAAACCUUGUCAUGGUAUCUAAGAGGGGGCGUAAGCUGUAAAAUAUGUAGAGUUGGUAAUGUAGUUUGCUCUCUGCUCUGUACAUAGAAGUUGUAAUGUUGCUGUAAUAAAGAUUUGUCCAUCGGUUCUUUCUCUUCUUUCUCCCCACGUUUUGUUUUCGUCGAACAUAGAAUUGUGAUAGAUUUGAUCAGUGUGGUAUUGUUUGUUAAAGGUAGAGCAGAAAUGUAAGUUGGUAGGUGGAUGGAUGUAAAAUGUAAGUUGGUGGGGCGCAAUUCAUGCGGUGAAUCUCUCGCCGUUUGCUGAUAAGUCAACAAUUUAUUUAUGACCUAUCAUUUGGAAUAAUGAUCUUAUAUAUAGAAUUGCAAGAGCUAAUUUCUAGAUGUGCAUUUUCUGUCAUCCAAGAUUCCAAUCUAUUCUUUGAGGUGUUGAAAUUGGGUAAUCAAUCGAUGGAUUUUGACUCAUUUGCUGCUUUGUUGAAAUUUGCAUUGUUUCAUGGAAUUUAGUGUUUUUUGGGUCAUUAUUGCUUUUUAAUUUUUAGGUUUUUCUAGAAAUAUAAACUAAGGUACUCUUU